AUGACACUAAAGCACACGACUGCCAACAUGCCGACCCCAGAGACCGAAGCGCACCAAACAGGCAAAGCCGCACCAAAAGGUUUCUUUUCCCGCAUGCCCUCCAAACAAACCCAAGGCAUAGCCCUCAUCGCAGUCGGCGGCGCCCUAAUCCUCACCUCAAUCUACCCAUACCCCGUCAAGAGCCGCACAGGCAACACCUUCGAAACCACCUCAACCACCAACGUCCAAAACCGCUUCAUCGAAGCCGGCGCCAAAGACGACCACCAAGGCGCCGUAGCCACAUCUCGAACAUCGCAAGACGACGUGAGCACAGCGCGGGAAGGGGAGAAUAGAGCGGAUGCGAUGGCGAGAAUACAUUUGAAGGAGAGGCAGAUGAGUGUGGGGCAUGAGGAGAGUCAUCCGAAUGUGUGGAAAAAGGACGAUUCGGGCAAGGGAGGGAUCAAAGAUCCGACAAGACCUCCCACGGCGACGCAGCAGAGUUGGGGGGAGACGAAGACGGAGUAG
Molecule: messenger RNA, 504 nt
Organism: Fulvia fulva
Lineage: Eukaryota; Fungi; Ascomycota; Dothideomycetes; Mycosphaerellales; Mycosphaerellaceae
Exons: 3
Coding region: 1-504 (167 amino acids)
Source: RefSeq, a predicted model, not a curated record